This is a messenger RNA of Debaryomyces hansenii CBS767, 2493 nucleotides long. It is a transcript of the gene SCT1, whose product is annotated as bifunctional glycerol-3-phosphate/glycerone-phosphate O-acyltransferase. The coding region runs from base 1 to 2493 and encodes 830 amino acids. Gene Ontology annotation, molecular function: glycerone-phosphate O-acyltransferase activity; glycerol-3-phosphate O-acyltransferase activity. Gene Ontology annotation, biological process: phospholipid biosynthetic process. NCBI's taxonomy places the organism in Eukaryota, Fungi, Ascomycota, Pichiomycetes, Serinales, Debaryomycetaceae. The transcript has a single exon. The record is from RefSeq and is a predicted model, not a curated record. Gene Ontology annotation, cellular component: endoplasmic reticulum membrane.
AUGCCCUAUGUGGGAAAGGGCUUACUUCACUCACGAAGACAGACAUUAAUUGGUUGUGAAGACGAAAUUGGCGCUACAACGAUGACCAACGCACACUCAAGUAGUGAAGACGCAGGCGAAGCAUUGUUGCAGAGCAAUGGGCAGGCAAAUCUCAGUGAUAAGGUUAAUAUGGACUUGAAUGAUGAUAACGGGAAUAAAGCAUCCCGGGGAAGAAAAGCAAGUGCCAGUGGGGAUAGUUUUGUUAGAAACAAAGAAAUGGACGAAUUCGAACACAGACAGAGGCAAUGGUACAGGAUGGUUAUCUUUGAUUUGGUGUUGUGGAUGUUUUCGGUGGUAUGUGAUUGCUUUUUCAGGGAGAUACGUCCAAGAGGGGCGUUCAGGCUUCCUCGCCAGGGACCGGUGAUUUUCGUGGCUGCUCCACAUGCUAACCAGUUUGUGGAUCCAAUUAUCUUGAUGGGACAGGUUAGAAAAGAGGCACAACGGAGGGUGUCGUUUUUAAUCGCUGCCAAGUCGUAUAAGCAGCGGAUUAUUGGGUUUUUGUCUCGAUGCCAAUUUUCGAUUCCAGUAAUACGGGCUCAGGACAAUUUGAAGAAAGCUACAGGUAAAAUUUUUAUUGAUGUGGAACUGGAUCCCUGCCGUGUGACAGGGAAGAACACCAAGUUUUUGCUGGAGUGUGCUGUCCGGGGUAUGUUGGCUUUGCCUCAGUCGUUGGGGGCUUCUGAAAUCCUGGAGAUUAUCUCAGACACUGAGUUAGUUAUCAGAAAGGAGUUCAAACGCACUGACCAGAUCACCACCUUGCUUAAAAACGGUACUUCUUUCAAGCUGGCAGAUAGAAUCGACCAGAAAAAAGUGUAUCAAAUUGUGUUUAGACAUUUAUCUUUGGGUAACUGUAUCGGUAUUUUUCCAGAGGGUGGGUCGCAUGAUAGGACUGACUUGUUACCUCUUAAGGCUGGUGUUGCAAUCAUGGCUCUAGGUGCUAUGGAGUAUAAUCCAGAUUGUAAUGUGAAAAUUGUCCCAUGUGGUAUGAACUAUUUUAACGCUCACAAAUUCAGAUCAAGAGCUGUAAUCGAAUUCGGUCAUCCUAUUGACAUCCCUAAGGAGCUCGUCAAGAAGUAUCUGAACCCUGAAACAAAUCGUGAAUCAGUUAAGGAACUAUUAGAUCUUAUCACCACUGGGUUGAAAGCAGUAACGGUGACUUGUGAAGAUUAUGAAACUUUAAUGGUUGUUCAAGCGGCUAGAAGAUUAUAUGCUGGUAAUUUUGUUCAAUUCUUGCCAUUACCAUUGGUUGUUGAAAUGAACAGAAGAUUAGUAUUAGGUUAUCAGACAUUUAGGAACGAAGAGCAGAUCAAAAACUUAAAGGAGAAGAUUAUCAUUUACAACAAUCAGUUGAAACAGUUAUAUUUGCCAGAUCAUCAUGUUGAAGCAUGCGAUGAGUCUCAUAAAUUGAGAGUUUUACCGAUUUUACUCUUCAGAAUUGUCAAAUUGUUUUUAUUGAUGUUAUUAGCCUUACCUGGUGCAACAUUGUUUUCUCCUGUUUUCAUAUGUACAAAGUGGUAUUCCACGAGGAAGGCAAAGACAGCAUUAGCUAAUUCUACUGUGAAAAUCAAAGCUAACGACGUAGUUGCUACUUGGAAAAUAUUGAUAAGUAUGGGUAUCGCUCCUUUAGUCUAUAGCUUUUACGCAUCAAUCGGUACGUGGUAUUGUCAUAGGUACAAAAAAUUUGAAGAUUGGAAUGUUAGUUUAUUUUUUGUCUGGUUCAUAUUAUACAUGCUUGGGGUGAUAGUUACUUAUUCGGCGUUGCUAACUGGUGAACAAGGUAUGGAUAUCUUCAAAUCUAUUCGUCCUUUAUAUUUGUCAAUUACAUCGGGAUCUUCUAUUAAAGAUUUAAAGAAGUUAAGGAAUGAAUUGUCUGAAGAAAUUACUUACGUAGUUAAUCAUUUUGGUCCUGAUUUGUUUCCAAACGAUUUUAACUUAUUGAAGUUGAAGGAGCAUUUGAAAAUUUCUGAUAACGUGGACUACGUUGAUAGUGACGAAGAAGAAGAAAGGAAGACUCAAGAAGUGAGGAAGAGAAGAAUGAAAAAUCGUAAGGCUGCAAGAAGAAAGCAAGCUCUGGACGAUUCAAUUAGCGGAUUAUCAUUAGAUGAGAAGAAUUCUUCUUCGGUAUCCGAUGGCAUUUCUUUGAUGAAUUCAGAUAAUUCAUUAACUAAUAUUCCAAUGUUUUCUGAUUAUCAUUUGCAUAUGAAUGCUAAGAAUCCAGAUAUAAAAAUUGAACAACAGUCUGUUGUUCAUCUGUCGGCAUCGAUAGCAGAUGAUUUCAACUACAAAGUGCAUAAUUCGCCUGCUGGCAAGCCAAGUGUAUCCAGAUACGAUUCAAAUUCUCACAUUGAAUUGAAUUUUGGUAAUCUCAAAGAAGAACAGCCAUCUAAAUCAAAGUUGAGCGACAAAAUCAAGUAUAAGAUUAGGGAAAGUAGAGAUAAAGCAGCAGGUAACUGA